AUGAAGUUCAAUAUACUUCUCCUAUUGCUUGUGGGGGCAUGUUUGCCAUCAUUCUCUCAGGAGAUCAAACCAAAACCAGAACUUUUGCCAGCUGACGAAGCACCAAAAGAUCCAGAAGUCGCAUUCUCAGAAGGUGAACCAUUCGAACUAACCGAUGCUCUCGAUGCUCCAAAAAAUGGUUCGGUUCCAGUGCCGGAGCCAGAGCCAAAACCAGAGCCAGAGCCAGAACCAUCUCCAAAAUCUGAGCCAGAACCAAGUCCUACUCCAGAACCAGAACCAGCUAUCAAGUUCGACAACAUCGAAUCUGAAGACUACGGAGAUGUUGCUGAGGCAGUUGUAACUCAGCCAGAUGAAUUGAACACUGAAGUCAUCGAGAAACUUGUGGACACUUUCUUGAACACCGGAUCGAUUGCACCAAACAAGACCAACAAAGGACCAGUUUUUCAAAAUCCAGCCGCUCAAGCGCUAGUGAACAGCAGCGAUUACUGGAAGACGGACAAUCUUCAGGCGUCAGGAUCUAUCAAGGAUGAGGAAAAGCUUCGUUCUUGGCUGGCCGGAUACGAGGCAGAAGCCAUUAAGGUUCUCCGUGAAGUCGCUCUUUCCGGAUGGAGAUACUUCAAUGACGCUUCUCCAACCCUCAAACUUGCUCUUGAUGAGGCUGAAAACGUUCUCACCAUGUUUGUUAGAAGCACCUCUAUGCAAUCCAAGCAAUUCGAUAUGACUUCGGUCACCGACGAGAGACUGAAAAGACAACUUGGAUACGUUUCUUUCGAAGGAAUGUCUGCACUUGCUCCAUCGAGGCUCGCCGAGUUCUCCCAAGCUCAAGCUGUAUUGAACCGUGACAACAAGGAUUCCACUAUCUGUGAUAAGGAUGUCCCACCACCAUGUGCUCUUCAGAAAAUUGACAUGGAUUCGAUUUUCCGCAACGAGAAAGAUGCGUCAAGACUUCAACAUUUGUGGGUAUCUUAUGUAACUACUAUUGCCAAGAGUAAGCCAGCAUACAACAAUAUCAUUGCUGUCUCCAACGAUGGUGCCAAACUCAACGGAUUCGCUGAUGGAGGUGCUAUGUGGAGAAGUGCUUUUGAUAUGUCUUCCAAGAAUCACAAAGCUGAGUUUGACCUGAACAAGCAGAUCGACAAGAUCUACUCUACUAUCCAACCAUUCUACCAACUUCUCCACGCUUACAUGCGUCGCCAGUUGGCUGGAAUCUACUCAAACCCAGCUGGACUUAGCAAGGACGGACCAAUCCCAGCUCAUCUUUUCGGAUCUUUGGACGGAGGUGACUGGUCUGCACACUACGAACAAACCAAGCCAUAUGAGGAGGAAUCUGAGACUCCAGAAGCCAUGCUCGCUGCUUUCACUUCCCAAAACUACACAUCCAAGAAGAUGUUUGUCACCGCUUACCGAUACUUCAAAUCCGCUGGAUUCCCACAACUUCCAAAAUCGUUCUGGACUAGCUCAAUCUUUGCUCGUGUAUGGAGCAAAGAUAUGAUUUGCCACCCAGCUGCUGCUCUCGAUAUGCGCGCUCCAAAUGAUUUCCGUAUCAAGAGUUGCUCUCAACUUGGAGAACCAGAUUUUGAACGUGCUCACUCACUUCUUGUCCAAACUUACUACCAAUACUUGUACAAGGACCAAUCCCUUCUCUUCAGGGAACCAGCAUCCCCAGUUAUCACUGACGCUAUUGCUGAUGCCUUCGCUUUCCUAUCCACCAAUCCACAUUAUUUGUACUCGCAAAAGCUUGUCCCAUCUGAGCACUUGGACAUUCAGAACUCCGUCAUCAUUAACAAACUCUACCAAGAGUCGCUCCAAAGCUUCACCAAACUGCCAUUCACAAUUGCCGCUGAUAACUGGAGAUACGAGUUGUUCGAGGGAAAAGUGCCAAAGAAUAAGUUAAAUGACAGAUGGUGGGAGAUUAGAAACAAGUAUGAGGGAACUCGCUCUCCACAACCAUACAACACUUCCAACUUGGACGCCCUUAUCCAUAACUCCAUCUCUCAAGUUCACUCCCCAGCUACCCGUUCUCUCAUUAGCUACGUUCUCAAGUUCCAAAUCUUGAAGGCUCUUUGCCCAGAGGGAACUAUCUUGAGCGAAGGAUGUAUUCUUUCCGAAGACACAACCGAGAAACUCCGUGAAACCAUGAAGUUGGGAUCUUCGAUCACAUGGUUGAAGGCUCUUGAAAUGAUAACUGGGAAAGGAGAACUCGAUGCUCAACCGCUUCUUGAAUACUAUGAGCCACUUAUCAACUGGCUCCGCAACACCAAUGAAAUCGAUCAAGUUGUAAAUGGAUGGGAUGGAGAGGGAACUCCAUUCACUGUCGAGGAAAUUCCAAAGACCAGACAACCAGGAGAUGGAGGAAAUGGACUUCCAAGUGAGGAUCGCGUCGCUCUCCCAGGAGCUGAAUGUGUGAACGGACAAGAGUGUCUUCUUGACUCUCACUGCAACGGAACAAUCUGUGUCUGCAACGAAGGACUAUACACAUUGGAGAUUGGAAACACAUACAAUUGUGUUCCAGGAAAUCCAUUUGACCGAGGAUUCGGAGACGGAAAUGGAGGACUUCUCAUCGGGUUGUCUAACAACGAUGUCUCAACUCCAGAGCCUGCUGCUGAGCCAGAACCAACAACUGUGACAACAUCCACAAAGAUGCCACCAAGAGUUAGAGCAUCUGCUUCAAUCUCAUCUCUUUUCUUGACAAUUCUCCCAGUUUUCUACUUCCUUCUGUAA
This is a messenger RNA of Caenorhabditis remanei, 2721 nucleotides long. RefSeq lists its product as uncharacterized. Gene Ontology annotation, molecular function: peptidyl-dipeptidase activity; metallopeptidase activity. Gene Ontology annotation, biological process: proteolysis. Lineage: Eukaryota; Metazoa; Nematoda; Chromadorea; Rhabditida; Rhabditidae. Bases 1 to 2721 code for a protein of 906 amino acids. The transcript is spliced from 12 exons. Gene Ontology annotation, cellular component: plasma membrane. The record is from RefSeq and is a predicted model, not a curated record.